CAAGUCUGCAAUGUGAUGUCCCCCAACCAGAACAACUGGUUGCGGACUAGCUGGGUGCAGCGGCACGGGGCCCACCGGGUUUACGCAGAGAUCCGAUUCACUCUGCGGGACUGCAACAGCAUGCCAGGGGUACUGGGCACAUGUAAGGAAACCUUCAAUCUCUACUACCUCCAGUCGGACCGCGACCUGGGGAGCACCACCCGCGAGAGCCAAUUCAUGAAGAUCGAUACCAUUGCAGCCGACGAGAGCUUCACCAACGUGGACCUGGGGAUCCGGCAGCUCAAGCUCAACACGGAGGUGCGCGGCGUGGGGCCUCUGAACAAACGAGGCUUCUACCUUGCCUUCCAGGACAUCGGAGCAUGCAUCGCCAUUGUCUCCGUCCGGGUCUAUUACAAGAAGUGCCCGGCUAUGGUUAGGAACUUAGCGUCUUUCUCUGAGGCAGUAACGGGAGCAGACUCCUCGUCGCUCGUGGAGGUGCGGGGCGAGUGUGUAGGGCACUCGGAGGAAAGAGACACACCAAAAAUGUACUGCAGUGCUGAGGGGGAGUGGCUGGUACCCAUUGGGAAAUGUGUGUGCAGCGCUGGCUAUGAGGAACAGAAGGAUUCGUGUCUGGCCUGUCAACUGGGUUUUUACAAGUCUUCCCCCGGGGAUCAGCUGUGUGCCAAAUGCCCUCCCCACAGCUAUUCUGAGACCCAGGCUUCACAGGUGUGUCGCUGUGAGAACAACUUUUACCGAGCAGUACGGGACCCCCCUUCGGCAGCCUGCACACGUCCCCCUUCUGCCCCCAAGAACCUGCUCUCCAGUGUAAAUGGCACCUCUGUCACCCUAGAGUGGGCCCCGCCUCUGGACCAAGGAGGCCGCAGUGACAUCCUCUACAACGUGCUGUGCCACCGCUGUUUGUGGGAUUCAGGCCAGUGUGAGGCCUGCGGUGCCAGGAUCCGCUUCGUGCCACAACCGACGAACUUGGCCCAGGGCUCCCUGGCUGUCAACAACCUCUUAGCCCACACCAACUACUCCUUCUGGGUGGAAGCUGUCAAUGGGGUCUCCGACCUUACUCUUGAGUCACCACGAUUUGCUGCCGUCAACAUCACCACGAACCAGGCAGCUCCAUCGCAAGUGUUGGCAGUUCACCAGGAAAAUGUGGGGCAGAACAGUGUCACCCUCCUGUGGCAGGAACCAGAUCAACCUAACGGCAUCAUUCUGGAAUAUGAGAUCAAGUACUAUGAAAAGGACAAAGAAAUGCAGAGCUAUUCCACCCUGAAGUCCAAAAGCAACGGCGCCACGGUCUCAGGCCUGAAGCCUGCCACACGCUACGUCUUCCAGGUCCGAGCCCGCACCUCUGCCGGCUGUGGCAAAUUCAGCCAGGCGCUGGACGUGGAGACCGCCAAAGCAACUCCCCAUUACGACACCACAAUGGUUGUCUGGAUCUGCCUCACUCUCAUUGGCGGCUUCAUCGCCUCGCUUCUGUUUCUGAUCUGCAAGAAGAGACACUGUGGCUACAGCAAGGCUUUCCAGGACUCUGACGAGGAGAAGAUGCAUUAUCAGAAUGGACAGGUGAAAUUCCCCGAGUCAAAGUUCUACGUGGAGCCACACACGUAUGAAGACCCCUGCCAGGCUGUGCUUGAGUUCACACGGGAAAUCGAAGCCUCGAGGAUUAAAAUUGAGAGAGUCAUCGGAUCUGGAGAGUCAGGAGAAGUGUGUUUCGGCCGUUUGAAGUUGCCUGGGAAGAGGGAGGUGCCGGUGGCGGUCAAGGCCCUGAAAGCCGGGUACACGGAGAAACAGAGGCGGGACUUCCUGUGCGAAGCCAGCAUCAUGGCCCAGUUCAACCACCCCAAUGUCAUCCACCUGGAGGGGGUGGUCACCAAAAGCAAAUUAGUCAUGAUUGUGACCGAGUACAUGGAGAAUGGCUCACUGGAUUCCUUUCUCCGGACACACGACGGGCAAUUUACAGUCCUUCAGCUCGUGGUCAUGCUGAGAGGCAUCAGUGCCGGCAUGCGCUACCUCGCAGACUUGGGCUACGUGCACCGCGACUUAGCGGCACGCAACAUCCUGGUCAAUGGCAACCUGGUCUGCAAAGUCUCUGAUUUUGGCCUGUCGCGAAUCCUGGAGAACAGCCCUGAGGCUGCGUACACCACCACAGGUGGGAAGAUCCCUGUUCGGUGGACAGCGCCAGAAGCCAUCACGUACCGGAAGUUCUCAUCGGCCAGUGACGUCUGGAGCUACGGCAUUGUGAUGUGGGAAGUGUUGGCCUAUGGGGAGCGGCCUUACUGGAACAUGACCAACCGGGAUGUCAUUCAGUCUGUGGAGGAGGGUUACCGGUUGCCUGCCCCCAUGGGCUGUCCCACGGCCCUGCAUCAACUCAUGUUGGAUUGCUGGCAGAAGGACCGCAACGAGAGGCCGCGCUUCUCCCAGAUCGUCGGCGUCCUGGACAUGCUCAUCCGCAGCCCACAGAACCUAAAGUGUACAGCCACUGUCAACCGAUUCACCCAAACUCUCUCGGAAAGAAGCUGCAUCGAUUUCACCAGCUGCGCUACUGUGGGCGACUGGCUGGACUCCAUCCGGCUGGGAUGGUACCGAGAGAAUUUUGUGCUGGCUGGCUAUUCUUCCCUCGGCAUGGUGAUGUGGAUGAAUAUCGAGGAUGUGCAGAGUUUGGGCAUCAGCUUCGUAGGGCACCAGAGGAAGAUCCUGACCAGCAUCCAGAUCAUGAGGUCUCAGCUGCUCAAUACCAUGGGCUCCAGAAGACACCUGUGA
Rhineura floridana is the source of this 2751-nucleotide messenger RNA. RefSeq names its product EPH receptor A8 (gene EPHA8). Gene Ontology annotation, molecular function: transmembrane-ephrin receptor activity; ATP binding; protein binding. Gene Ontology annotation, cellular component: plasma membrane; neuron projection. The transcript is spliced from 15 exons. Bases 16 to 2751 code for a protein of 911 amino acids. The record is from RefSeq and is a predicted model, not a curated record. Gene Ontology annotation, biological process: axon guidance; cell surface receptor protein tyrosine kinase signaling pathway; protein phosphorylation. Lineage: Eukaryota; Metazoa; Chordata; Lepidosauria; Squamata; Rhineuridae.